Fusarium subglutinans is the source of this 951-nucleotide messenger RNA. RefSeq names its product lipase (lipP). Gene Ontology annotation, molecular function: hydrolase activity. The record is from RefSeq and is a predicted model, not a curated record. The coding region runs from base 1 to 951 and encodes 316 amino acids. NCBI's taxonomy places the organism in Eukaryota, Fungi, Ascomycota, Sordariomycetes, Hypocreales, Nectriaceae. The transcript has 3 exons.
AUGGACACUUAUCUUGACCCAAUCAACCGCAAGUUUGCGGAUGCGGCUGCUGAAGGUCCACCACUGUACACUAAGACGUAUCAGGAAGCGCGCGACAUUCUGGAAGGCAUCCAGAGCUACAAGACCGCGUCGGACAUCAAGACUGAGGAGAUCAAAGUCCCAGUCAAUGGCGAAGAUGUCACCACCGUCAUUUUCCGACCUGCUAGCGCUCAGGGCACGCUGAACAUGAUCUUUUACACGCAUGGUGGCGGAUGGAUUCUCGGAAGCCCUACGGCGCAUGGUGCAUUGAUGGAAGACUUUGCACGCCAAACUGGUGCCGCUGUUGUCUUUCCCUACUACACUCCGGCUCCCGAAGCUCAGUAUCCAGUUCAGUUUAAGCAGGUCUACGGUGUGCUCGAUCAUUUCGUGAACAAUGGCGAUAAGUACAACCUCAAAGUUGACCGUUUCGGUCUUGCUGGUGACAGCGUAGGAGGACAUAUGGCCAUUGCAAUGACCCAGCUUGCCCAGAUCCGCCACCUCCCCUCCAAGAUUGGCCAGAUCGUAUUGCUAUACCCCGUGACAGACACUUACAGCAAGUCUGCAACUUACAAGACAUACAAAGACGGACCCUAUCUCUCCGAAAAGACUAUGGACUGGAUGAUCCCGGCCUUUCUCCCCAAUGAAGAAGACAGGAAGCUCCCAUUGACCUCACCCCUUCAGUACGCCCCAGAUGAGGUUCUCGCCAAGUUUCCGCCUACUACUGUCUUCCUGUCCGGCGCGGACCCGUUGAUUGGGGAAGGCGAAGCUUUUGGCCAUCGCUUGCAGCAGCUCGGGGUUGAUGCGGCAGUUAUCAAGGCGGAUGGACAGGUUCACGAUUUUGCGAUGUUGGCACCUAUUCGUGUCUCUCCCACUGCCCGAGCUGUGGUUGAGCUUGCGGCUUCAAAGUUGCUGAAAGCAUUCGCCGCAAACUGA